Nicotiana tabacum (common tobacco) is the source of this 1209-nucleotide messenger RNA. Its product is annotated as axial regulator YABBY 5. Gene Ontology annotation, cellular component: nucleus. The record is from RefSeq and is a predicted model, not a curated record. Gene Ontology annotation, biological process: cell fate commitment; multicellular organism development; abaxial cell fate specification. Lineage: Eukaryota; Viridiplantae; Streptophyta; Magnoliopsida; Solanales; Solanaceae.
UCCAUCCGCUCAUCUCUCUGUGUGUUUCUUUUGUACCCUUCCCUUUCUUUUUCUUUCUUUCUUUCUUUCUUUCUAAUUGAACCAAAUAUUAUCUUUACCUCUUGAGUAGGCUUUUUCUUCCCUUUAUGCUUUAUAUAUUUUUCUGCUUAGAGCAUCUUUUUGUCUUUCACCCCUCCCUCUUUCCUUCAAUUCUAUAACUUCACUGCAUAUAUUCAUGUUUCUUGAUGAGGCUAUAUAUAUAUACCUUUCUCCACUUCUUCUCGAGCUUCUUUCUUAGGUAAUUCUUUCUCUUGUUUUACUGAAAGAGUAGCUUGUACUUUGAUCCAUCCUCGUAUUGAUCCGAGAUUCUCGGCCAAAAACCUAAAAAAUUAAAUAACUACAAUGUCACUCGACAUGACAUCUUCGAUUUCCUCGGAACGUGUUUGUUACGUGCACUGCAACUUUUGCAACACCAUUCUUGCGGUUAGCGUUCCAUGCAGCAGCAUAUUUGCCAUAGUGACAGUAAGAUGUGGGCACUGCGCUAAUUUGCUUAGUGUUAGUAUGCAAUCUUCACUUCAGGCUCUCCCCCUUCAAGAUCCACAGAAGCAGCAAAGACAACAGUCAAAUGUUGAAAAUGCCAGUAAAGCCUGCGGGUCAUCAUCUUCUUCCAAGUGCAACAGAUUUUCUGCCAUUGAUUAUUCUCCUCAAAUUGAACCUCGAAUCACUCCUAUUCGCCCACCGGAGAAAAGACAACGUGUUCCUUCUGCUUACAACCGAUUCAUCAAGGAAGAAAUCCAAAGGAUAAAGGCAAGCAAUCCUGAUAUUACUCACCGGCAAGCUUUUAGCACUGCUGCCAAAAAUUGGGCACAUUUCCCUCAUAUCCACUUUGGACUCAAGCUGGAGGGCAACAAGCAAGCCAAAUUGGACCAUGCAGUUGCAGGAGAGAGUCCUCAUAAAUCUCUUGGUCUUUACUAAGAUCAAAACUUGAUACCAAAACUUAAAACAUAUAUAUAUUUCUAAAUAUUGUUUUCAAGUUGUAAAAGUCUCUCCAAACGACAUAUACAGUUUGGCUCUGAAGUUUCCUCUGGUAUCUUUGAAAAUGUUUGCCUUUUUCAGUGUGUUCCCUUUUCAGGCCGUGGGGUUCUUUAUUUGUGGCUCAAUAUCAUGUAUUCUAAUUAGCUACAUUCAAUGUUUACUCCAAUAACAUACACUUGCUCUUGUGACUUUUUA